Messenger RNA from Paramecium tetraurelia, 1452 nucleotides. RefSeq lists its product as uncharacterized. The transcript is spliced from 3 exons. Gene Ontology annotation, molecular function: protein binding. Lineage: Eukaryota; Ciliophora; Oligohymenophorea; Peniculida; Parameciidae. The record is from RefSeq and is a predicted model, not a curated record.
AUGGCCCACUUAGUCGAAAUGAAAAUUUUAGUAAAUUAAGAGCAAUUAUCACUUUAUCUUCCUAAAAUUAAAGAAGCCCUGAAUCUUCGCAAAGAAGUAACUGUUACUUGGAGAAAGACCUAACAAGAUAUAGAUGAAGAAACUUUUAACAAUUGUAGGCCGAUUAAGGAUGAAAACUAAUAUCGAAUUUUAGAAAAUAUAACAAGGAGAAUCUCUCCUUAAAAUAGUCUGUAUAAUGAAAUCUUAUUGACUAUGAUGAAGUAUGAUGUAGAAUUAAAAGAUUAUUAAAAAUUUUAAUUGAAUAUCAAAAAAAUAAAUCGCUCAUCUCUCAAGGAGAAUUUGAAAUUACAAAACUAAUAAGUUGAAAUUCUGAAGACCAUUAAGAGACAACUCAAAGCAGUAGUCUAAAUUGAAGAAAAGUUAACUUUGAUUACACUGCUCGAACAGGAAAACAUGCUAUCAAAGGAGGAACUUAAAUUACUAUUUCGACAAAUUAAGCCUUAAUUAAGUGAAGACAGAACAACCUUCAUUUGGUUCUUAGAAAAAAUUCAAAGUUAUGAAAAGCAGAAUAAAAUAUUACUCGGCGAGAUUUAUGAACAUUACAUUUAAGAAUAAGACUUUGAAAAGGCUAAAACAUACUUUUUACAAAUGAUUAACUAAACUGAAUCUGAGUUAAAUUAUGAAGAGAUUGAGUAAGCAUACUAAUACAUUAAAAGAGAUAAUGAAUAAAUUUUAUAAGAGAUCAAAGAAAUAGAGGAAAUUCUUAAUAAUAAUUUAGAUUAGGAAGAUAUCAAUUUAUUCUAAAAAUUAAUAAAAUUAAAAACAAAUUUAGGUACUCCUAUCACAGAAAUGUUGAUUAAUUAUCAAAUAUUAUCCUAAAAAUUAAUUUCAGGCAAAGAAUUUGAGUUUGCUAUUUAAACAAUACAAACUUGUAUGGACUAAAUUAAAUUAGAAGUGUUAGUAAAUUAUCAUUCCAAACUAAUCUUUUAUGAAUCAAUCUUUUAUGAAUUACUUGGAGACUGUUAUAGAUUGUAAGAGUAACCUUAAUUAGCUAUUGAUGCUUAUGAAGAUUCCAUUUCUCUAAAAAAAGAGAUUAAACAUAAAACUGAUCCUAAAUGGGUAAUUUACAUUAACCUGCAUAUUGCUGCGCUGCAUUUUUAAAUCGGAGAUUAUCAAAUGGCUUUGGAAAUCUACUUAAAAGCAUUAAGCCUUGAGGAAGCUGAUGUAAAAGAAAAAAAUUAGUUCUAAUCUCUCGGAUCAAUUCAAUAUAAUAUUGCUACUGUUUAUUUUAAUUUAGGAAAAAGAGAUUUGGCUGAGGAUUUUUGUGAAUAAGCCAUAUUAAACAUGACUUCAAAAAUUGAAGAAGAAGACUCUAUGGUAAAGAAAGCAAUAACUCUAAAAGAAAAAAUCAAAUAAAUAAAAAAAUCUGGAAAGAGCCCACGAAAAGUGUGA